GCGCGUAAAAGGAACAGAAUAACGUUGGUCUGUAACGUGUGCAAGUUCAGAAAGGUUAAAUGCGAUAGGGGACAGCCAUGCUCAUCGUGUACAAAGUACAACACGUCUCAUAUCUGUGCUUACAAUAAGCCCUACUAUGGAGAUGCUUCGGUAGAUGUUGUUAAUGUAGAACCAGAUGUUCUGCAAAAGAAUUCACUCUCUGAAUCUUCGUCUGUUAACUCGGCUCAAACUGCUAGUGGUAUAGUAGAUUCCCCCAAUUCCGGACCAUCAUCCACGUCUACAUCAUCUACAUCUGUUUCGGCUAUUUCGGCAAAUCAGCCUGCUAUGAUUGGAAUCAACCCGGUUAGCUCACCUUCAGACACAAUUAAUUUCUUUGAUUAUCCGCCUAUUUCCACAACCCCAGACAAAUAUGAAGUCAACCACGGACCUUUUACGUGGCAUGCAUUCUUGAAGAUGGACAUGGGGUUGUCUGAUUUGUGGGCAUUCAUGUCAACUAAGUCUCAGAGCUUCCACGAGGCUAAGACUAAAUUUAUGGAUUGUGUGCCUCCUGGCAAGAACAAAGAAAGUUCAAGAUCUUUUGAAAAUCAGUCAGUUUUGAACAAAACACCAAUCCAAGUACUUCAAAGAUUGAAUAUAGCAGCUAAGAAAAAAUUUAACACUUCUAAGCAUAAUAUCAAUGAAGGUAUACCUUUGGGACUUAACUUCAUUACCGACCAUGAAUAUUUAAACAAUAAUGAUAUUGAAUUGUCUUCCAAGAUCUUGACAGUAUUGCCAAGCAAGAGAAUUGUUUGGAUCCAUAUUAAUAGGUUUUUCAAAUUUAUCUACCCUUAUAUUCCUUUCCUAGAUGAAACUUCGUUCAAGAAGUCUAUUGAGGCUAUUAUUGGUCCAGAGUCAUUUACGGAAGAAAAGAUAGAAGGCCUAAAGAUAGAAGAUAAUAUUGACUAUGCCAAACUUGGAAUCAUGUUGAUUAUUCUCAGAAUGAGUUAUCUUUCGUUAAUCACCAACAACCAGGAAGUCAACGAGUUCUUCUUGGGGUAUGACGGGCAGAAGCGCAAUACAUUCUAUAAAGAAAAGCAGAAAUUGACGGAUUCGGAAUUGCGUAGCUUGAAAAUGCUACUCCUUAACUCUAUUGGAAUUGAUGUCAUUGUAUUAGCAAGAAACUGUUUGAACAAAUUCCAGUUAUUCCAGAAGAUGAACCUAUCCAUUUUGCAAUUGGCAUUGUUCAUGAGAAUCUACGUUUUCAUUGCGCCAGAAGAUUCCGAAGGUCCUGAUCGCAACCAGUUUCAGAUUUACAAUGGCACCUUGCUUCUGAUGGCUUAUUCAAUAGGAUUGAAUAGGGAACCGGAUUCGUUCAAGUCCGUCUUAAAUGAUCCAAAGGAAAAUAAUAUCAGAAGAAAGAUUUGGUUCCAUUUGAACUAUAUCGAUUUAUUACAUGGAUUUUCUUCCGGUAACCCAUUAACCACUAAUCCAAUAGCUUCAGAUGUAAAGUUUCCUUUCCACGAGGAUGGAAAUGAAAACAUUAGUUUUGAAGCUCUUGACUCUUAUACACAUGUUGCUUGGAAAUUUUUGCAACCGCUCAGUACCAAAAUGAGAAAUAUUCUUAAUAUCGUGGGAAAUGUCAGUGAAGGAGUCAAAAUUAUAGAAUUAGUAGAAGCAUUGAAUGACUUCGAGAUAUUUGUGGCUACUAAUCUCGGCACCCACAUUUCUGAAUUUAUAGAUGCUUUCAAGGAGGAUUUUUUUAAUGACAACUUCAGAAGAGUCUUGCAAGUUCAUUACUAUAUCCAAGUUAAAUUUUUCAUGGUAUCUAUCUAUCAUCAUCUUUUUAUUCAUUACGAGACAGAAAAGAAUCAGGAAUUGAGCUUUUUCUAUCUCAAAAAGAUGUUAAUGGUAUUGACUGAAGAAUUUCUUCCUAGUUACUACACUAUUUUGGAACAUGAGCAUUAUUACUUCAGCUACAGUGCAAACCUUUUUUUGAAUCCUGUCAUUGAGUCGGCAAUGCAUAAGUCUAAUGGUAUCUUGUUCAGUCUCAUUAUCCGCAUGAGCUACACAAUCAGAGCCAUGGAGGGAGCUAAUCCUUCUGCUCAUGUUGAAAAAAUGGCUACGGAUGAGUCGUAUAAAUCAUACUUCGAUGAUAUGCUGCAAUUGCAAUACUAUCUCACAAAGUGUGCUAAACUCGGGACUCUAGGAAUAUCAAAGCUUGGUAACCGUUACUUGUACGCUUGGAGAAUUAGCAAAUCCAACUUGUUUAUUCUUCGGGCUAUUCUGAGUGACGAGUUUUAC
This is a messenger RNA of Scheffersomyces stipitis CBS 6054, 2280 nucleotides long. It is a transcript of the gene FST4, whose product is annotated as Fungal transcriptional regulatory protein. NCBI's taxonomy places the organism in Eukaryota, Fungi, Ascomycota, Pichiomycetes, Serinales, Debaryomycetaceae. The transcript has 2 exons. The record is from RefSeq and is a predicted model, not a curated record. Gene Ontology annotation, molecular function: DNA-binding transcription factor activity, RNA polymerase II-specific; DNA binding; zinc ion binding. The annotation marks the transcript as partial. Gene Ontology annotation, biological process: DNA-templated transcription; positive regulation of transcription by RNA polymerase II. Gene Ontology annotation, cellular component: nucleus.